GGCAGGCGGCGUGGCGCGGCGUGGCGUGGCGAAGCGAGUCGGCGCGGCGGCAGUUGCCAGUCUCAGUUUUUGUGGACAAGAAGCAAGCCGUGCCGGCCGCGCCGCCUCCGCGUUCUCGACUGUGUUGUGUUUGUGUUUGAUCGGCGGCUUUCCAACCCGUGAAUGCACGCGAAAAGCCGCCCUCUGUGCGCCGAUCUGACGUCGCCAGGAAUCGAACCCGGGCCCGUCUAGAGGGCCGGCCGGGCUCGUGGACAAGCUGGCCAUCCCGGACACAGGGUCGUCCUGGGUCCCCGCGGACGCUGGACCCGGGCACGAUGCCCCGACCCGGACGACGACCGUGGCCCCGGACGCCGCCGACGGGCGGUGGGCGGCCGACGGCAUGGGGGUGGCGGUGCGGGUCAACAGCCUGCUGGACGACGGCCGCACGGCACUGCAAGGGCUGCUGGCGUCCCUCCCUCCGUGGGCGCGGGGCGCGGCGCUGGCGGGGGGCUGCCUGGCCCUCGUCGUCGGGCUGCUGAUCCUGGCGUGGCUGCUCAAGCCGGGAUGCCUCUCCAGGAUCUGCUGCCGCAGGAGGCGCCGAAACUCAGAGAAUGUGACGCCGCCGCUGGACAAGCCCAAGAAGCACAGCAUCGACGAGGAGCUGCAGCUGGAGGACGUGACGUACCGGUCGUGGGCGCGCGGCUCGCUGUACGACACUCCGCUGGCGGGCGACGGGGACAGCGUGUCGCACGCCUCGCACAGGGACUCGACCUACAGCAGCAUGUCGGACGCCACGGACACCAGCUCCAUCCUGAGCUACGCCAGCGGCGUGCUGCCCAGUAACGACUCGUCGGCGGCCUGCCUGGCCUCCACGCCGAGCGGCCCCCUCGGCGGCGCCCUGGGCGGCGCCCUGGGCGGCCCUCCCAGCGUGGUGCUGCUGGUGCAGUACCUGGGCCACGGCGAGGAGGGCGCGGCCUCCCCGACGGGCCGCUUGGCCUUGACGGUGGUGGAGGCGCGCUGCCUGCCGUCCAGGGACUACGGCGCCAGCCCCGACCCCAGCGUGCAGCUGAGCGUGUCGCCGCGGCGGCUGCCCUUCCCGUUCCGCUGGCUGCGCGGCCGCGGCCACCCCCUGGGGCUGGGCCUGGGCCUGGGCCGCCCCCGCACGCUGCACCAGCUGCGCACCCGCUCCGUGCGCCACUCGCGGCAGCCCCGCUUCAACGAGGACUUCGCCGUCGAGGCGCGCCGCGCAGACAUCAAGGACUGGUCGCUGCAGGUGGCGGUGAUGGACGAGUGCAAGCUGCGGGGCAGCACGCUGCUGUGCCGCGGCGAGGUGCGGCUCAAGCAGAUCCUGGCGGCCAGGGAGCCGACGCAGCUGUGCGUGCCGCUGGCGCCGCAGCCCGAGGAGCGCGCCCUGCUGCUGUUCGGCCUCAGCUUCCUGCCCACGGCGCAGCGCCUCUCCGUGAGCGUGGUCAAGGCCACGCGCGUGCGGCUGGAGCACGUCGUGCCCUCGCCGGACCACUUCCGGCCGUACGUCCGGGCGACGCUGGUGCACUCUGGCAGCGGCCGUCGCGUGGACUCGGCGCGGACCAGCCCGCAGGAGCCCUCCCUGAACCCCGAGUUCUGCGAGACGCUCUCCCUGAAGCUGACGCCGGCCCAGCUGGGCUCCCUGUCCCUCAUCGUGGCGCUGUGCCACCGACUUUCGGAUGGCGACGAGAGAGGCCCGGGCGGCCGCCACCCCCGCGACCGCGUGCUGGGCGCCGUGGCCGUGGGCAGCCGCGUGCAGGGCGAACGCGGUCGGGAGCACUGGCGCGCCAUCGAGCAGCGGCCGCGGAGGGUCGUGUCCAUCUGGCACACCCUCACCUGAGCAGACUGACCCACUUGUGCUGUCGCUUUUAAUCGGCAACAACUCAAGGGAAUGUGUGUUUCACUUUGCAAGACUAACGUCGCGUUCCAGACGCCGUACUGAAUGUGUUUUUGUCGCUUGACCAAUGUUAGUACAAAAAGACCGAGUUUUCCAUGAAAUGGAUGCGCGAUUGAUUGACGCGAUUCACAAUGAUUCGCCUGUGACGUUAAAUGAAUAAGUUAGUGUUGAUAUGACGUUCCUAGUUACGAUUUUGAUUACUGUUUAUAUUUAUUGUUAAUAAAAUAAAAUGAGGCAUGUUAUUACAA
Messenger RNA from Thrips palmi, 2148 nucleotides. Its product is annotated as synaptotagmin-3-like. Gene Ontology annotation, biological process: calcium-ion regulated exocytosis; cellular response to calcium ion; regulation of dopamine secretion. NCBI's taxonomy places the organism in Eukaryota, Metazoa, Arthropoda, Insecta, Thysanoptera, Thripidae. Bases 380 to 1843 code for a protein of 487 amino acids. The transcript is spliced from 8 exons. The record is from RefSeq and is a predicted model, not a curated record. Gene Ontology annotation, molecular function: calcium-dependent phospholipid binding; clathrin binding; phosphatidylserine binding.